AACAUCCUCAAAAAACCUAGCCUCUUUCCUUCACACAGGUAAGCCAAAAAACAACCUUAAGAAAAACAAAAAUGGUGUCCGGUUCAGGCAUCUCUGCAAGGAGAAUAGUGGUGGAUGCACGUCACCAUAUGCUUGGAAGACUUUCUUCCAUUUUAGCUAAGGAGUUGUUGAAUGGACAGAGAGUUGUUGUUGUGAGAUGUGAAGAGAUUUGUCUGUCUGGUGGACUUGUGAGACAGAAAAUGAAGUACCUUAGGUUCCUUAGGAAAAGAAUGAAUACUAAACCUUCUCAUGGUCCUAUUCAUUUUCGUGCUCCUUCUAAGAUCCUCUGGCGCACCAUCCGUGGGAUGAUUCCCCACAAAACUAAGCGUGGAGCAGCUGCUCUUGCCCGCUUGAAGGUUUAUGAGGGUGUUCCACCACCAUAUGACAAAAUCAAGAGGAUGGUCAUUCCUGAUGCUCUCAAGGUCUUGAGACUCCAAGCAGGACACAAAUAUUGUCUCUUGGGUAAACUUUCAUCAGAGGUUGGAUGGAACCAUUAUGACACUAUCAAGGAGCUCGAGAACAAGAGAAAGGAGAGAGCCCAGGUUGCAUACGAGAGGAGAAAGCAGUUGGCCAAACUCAGGGUUAAGGCAGAGAAAGCUGCUGAGGAGAAGCUCGGUCCUCAACUUGCAGUUAUUGAACCUAUUAAGUAUUAGAGUGUACACUUAUCUGAGGUGAAAUUUUGCUGGAGAUUGAGAUUUCAGCUUAUCUGUUUUUAAAAGAUGCUACAUGUACUGCAUGGUUCAGUUUUUGCUUUUAGUAAUAUUUUGAGCAGACUUCAUUGUUUAACUAUCUUUUCGAAGUUAUUUAUCUUAUGGCUCUAUUGGUACUG
Messenger RNA from Lycium ferocissimum, 868 nucleotides. Its product is annotated as large ribosomal subunit protein uL13w-like. The record is from RefSeq and is a predicted model, not a curated record. The transcript is spliced from 4 exons. The coding region runs from base 72 to 692 and encodes 206 amino acids. Gene Ontology annotation, molecular function: mRNA binding; structural constituent of ribosome. Lineage: Eukaryota; Viridiplantae; Streptophyta; Magnoliopsida; Solanales; Solanaceae. Gene Ontology annotation, biological process: negative regulation of translation; translation. Gene Ontology annotation, cellular component: cytosolic large ribosomal subunit; ribosome.